AUGGCCGUCGACAAGAAGCGCAAGAACACAAAAGCCCCCGCUAGCGGGCCAAAGCGCCGCAAGACGCAACAGUCGUCCAAGCAGAUCAAGCGACCUGUUUCCGUUGAUGCGCUGGCAUGGAAGACGGUCGACAUUCCCGAAAUGUUCGAUGAUGCCGAGGGUUUCUUUGGUUUGGAAGAAAUUACCGGUGUUGACAUUGUAAAGGACGGAGAUGUUGUCAAGUUCAUGGCUGCGGUCCCCAAGUCAGAGGCAGAGGUAGAAGAUGACGGCGAAGAGUUUGGUGGUUUCGACGACGAAGAGACACCGAAACCUGCUGAAAAUGCGGACCAGGAAGUCGAGACAUCAGAAUCCAAGGCCGAGGCUGCGAGUACUCCGGCCAAGGAAAAGAAGGCCUCCAAGGACCAGAAGAAGCCAAAGGAGCAGCAAAAGCAGCAAAAGCAACAGCCAAAGAAGGAGCAGCCAAAUAAGGCAGCGAAUAAGAAGAACGCCGAGGACAAGAAGAAGGCCCGCAAGAACGAGAAGACUACUGCCGAACCGAAGGACCCCGAACUAGAAACCGAUCUUUUCACCAAACUGGAGGAGCUUCCUGAGCCUGAAGAGGAGGAAAUUGAUAUGUCCGAAUGGGUACCACUCGAUUUGUCGCCUCGAAUGAUCUCGUCCAUCGCCAAACUCAGGUUCUCCAAGCCCACCGUGAUUCAGUCCAAGGCUAUUCCCGAGAUCAUGGCUGGUCACGACGUUAUUGGAAAAGCAUCCACCGGUUCGGGAAAGACGUUGGCAUUCGGCAUUCCCGUCAUCGAAAGCUGGUUGAGCGCUGCUGAGACGAGGAAGCAGAACAAGGAGGAGAGGAAGGGCGCUACAGCGCUGAUUUUGUCACCCACCAGAGAACUUGCCCAGCAGAUCAGAGACCAUCUUCAAGCGCUCUGCAAGGGUCUUCCUACAGCACCUUACAUUUGCUCGGUUCUUGGUGGCAUGGCCGUACAGAAGCAAAAACGCCAGCUUCAGGUCGCCGAUAUCGUCAUUGCGACCCCGGGCAGAAUGUGGGAGGUUAUGAGCUCAGACAACUCUGUGCUCGCUUCUCUGAGGAACAUCUCCUUCCUCGUGUUGGAUGAGGCGGAUAGACUUUUGAAGGACGGUCACUUCAAGGAGGCCGAGGAGAUUUUCAAGGCUCUUGACAGGCCACCGGUGGAAGAGAACAAUGAGGAUCAGAAGAUGGGCGGUACUGAUGAAGAGGGACAGGAAGAGGAAGAAGAGGACAGCGAGGAGGAGGAGGAGGAGGAGGAGGAGGAGGAGGAGGAAGAAGAGCACGUCAACAAGAGGCAGACUCUCAUUUUCUCCGCCACAUUCAACAAGAACUUGCAGCAAAAGUUGGCCGGAAAAUCCAAGUUCAAGGCGACGAGCACCCAAGACAUGGAGUAUCUUCUCCAGAAGCUGAACUUCCGCGAGACCCCCAAAUUUGUCGACGCCAAUCCCGUCCACCAAAUGGCCGAGAACCUCAAGGAGGGUCUCAUUAUGUGCGGCGAUAUGGAGAAGGAUCUAUACCUUUAUGCCACUCUUAUGCUCCAGCCCACACGGCGCGCGCUUGUAUUCACAAACUCGGUCAACUCUGUCCGUCGCCUAACUCCCCUCCUCGAGAACCUCAAUCUUCCGGCCUUCCCUCUCCACUCGGGCAUGAUCCAGCAAGCCCGUCUGCGCUCUAUCGACCGCUUCAAGGCCAACGAAGGCGCGAAGAAGAAGAACGGUUCUGCAGCUAUCCUGGUCGCUACCGAUGUUGCCGCCCGUGGUCUCGAUAUCCCCGACGUCGACCUCGUCAUCCACUACCACGUCCCGCGCGCCGCCGAGGACUACGUGCACCGCUCCGGUCGUACCGCCCGUGCCUCCAACUCGGGCACGAGCAUCCUGCUCUGCGGGCCCAAGGAAGCCGUGCCGACGCAGCGCCUCGUUGCCAAGGUGCACGCCCAAGCCGAGGUCAAGGCUGGCAACUCGGGCAACAACACCAAGAAGCUCGUUUCGAGCGGACUUCGCACCAUCGAUAUCGACCGGCGCAUCGUCGCCAAGUUGCGGGAGCGCGUCGACUUGGCCAAGAAGAUUGCGGAUGCGGUGCAGGCCAAGACCAUGGGUGGAAAGGAGGACGAUUGGAUGAAGAAGGCGGCAGAGGAUCUGGGCGUUGAUUAUGACUCGGAAGAGCUUGAGAAGGCGGGCAAGUGGGGCGGCAAGGGUAGCUCCAAGAAGCAGAAGCAGAAGGAGGCACAGCAGAUGAGCAAGGGCGAGUUGGCGUCGUUGAGGGCUGCGUUGAGGGAUCUCUUGAGCAAGAGGAUCAACACGGGCGUCAGCGAGAGGUACCUCACUGGAUUGGAUGUUAGUGAGCUGCUGAAGGGCGAGCAGGGGCUGUUUUUGGGCCAGGUGGACGGAUUGGGCUUGGAUGAUUAGACGCGGAUUCAUGGCUGUGGUAUUGCAUGUUUCUUUUCACGGUUAGCCCUUUAAUUCGAGCGGUGAUCUACAUA
Messenger RNA from Neurospora tetrasperma FGSC 2508, 2501 nucleotides. RefSeq lists its product as uncharacterized. The transcript is spliced from 2 exons. Gene Ontology annotation, cellular component: nucleolus. Gene Ontology annotation, molecular function: ATP binding; RNA helicase activity; nucleic acid binding. The coding region runs from base 1 to 2427 and encodes 808 amino acids. NCBI's taxonomy places the organism in Eukaryota, Fungi, Ascomycota, Sordariomycetes, Sordariales, Sordariaceae. The record is from RefSeq and is a predicted model, not a curated record.